Canariomyces notabilis is the source of this 2099-nucleotide messenger RNA. RefSeq lists its product as uncharacterized. Bases 318 to 1799 code for a protein of 493 amino acids. NCBI's taxonomy places the organism in Eukaryota, Fungi, Ascomycota, Sordariomycetes, Sordariales, Chaetomiaceae. The transcript has a single exon. The record is from RefSeq and is a predicted model, not a curated record.
CUCGAGGUGAGUAUCGGGGUGCCUCACCUUAACACCUCAAAGCAUUCGUGUGAUCGUGUCCGUUCCUCGUGACAAGUCAACCGCCUUCAAGACAGGCCUCUACAGGCGCAAUAUUUUGAAAGUUGGGAAAGCUGGAGCAAAGAAAUGGAGCGGGUAUGCCAACCACGAAUACACUUAAAAUGAUAAGUCGUAAGGUGGAAAGGGAAGGAAAGGUCGGAUUCGCUUCAUCGACUACUCAAUUACCAGUCAUCGUCUUGUCGCUCACAGUCUUUCGAAGGGUUGGCUGAGAAUGUUCGAGACCAGUAUCAGCUUUAGGAAUGGCAGAUGAGCAGCUCCUGGACAGGAUCCAGGGUCUAAGCGACCUCGAACUGGCAGCUCUGCUCUGCCUUGUGGCUCGCGAACACUGCCUCAUCAGCACAGAACCCGACAGUGUUGACGAGCUUGCUGAGGAAUUGCGCCUGGUCGCCUCCAAGACCUUCAACCUCAGCUCCGCCAUCGUCAGCUGCCACGCUCACACAACCCUUGACGAGUUCGCAACUGCCCUGCUGGUGAAUCCUCCCUCCCGAGCACCGUCGUCGCCAGCCGAUACACGCUCUGCGUCCCCCUACCAUUUGCGGCAUGACCAAACCCAAUUCACGACGGCGAGGGCCUCAUCCUCGGUCGGAUCCUCCUUUCCGUUCCCGCGAGCUCCGCGCACAGCUCCGGUCUCGCUAUCCCCUCGCAUUGGCGAAGCGAUAAGCCCAUCGUCGCCCGCACUUGGCGCUGGCUCCGGUAACUCGCAGGCCUCACAAGCAGCACAACAACCACGAAUUGCCAACGUCGUCCUGGCAAAGGAUCUCAACAAGGCCCCUCGCGCCGUCCAGAUCCAAGCACUUGAGCUACUUCGCACGCGACGCAUCUUCACGCGCACCAACGUCCAGGCCGCUCCAAAGCAAUUCCUUUUCAUCGCUCUUGUAGGCGCCGGGAGUGGUGGAGAGGCGCGGGUAACGCCGCACCUGAACGACUUCUUCUACCUCGCUCAUUGGCAUGAUCCAGAGGAGGAUGGGUUCCCGUACUUGGACGAGGAGUUCCGACAAGGACCAAGACAUGGCGACUUUGAUGACGAUGACGCAUCGACAACCUCGAACAGCAGCGUGAUCAAACGGGGCUCCUCGUCUCUCGGAGCGGUAGGAUUAGGGGUAGGACUCGCCGAUAAGAGGCUGCCGCUUAGCGACAACAGCAACAUCAACAUCAACAACAGCAGCAGCAGUAGUCCCAGCAGCAACAGCAACAGCAACAGCAACAGCAACAGCAUACCCAUGCCCACUGCCUUUCCACACCAGUACCAACACCAACACCAAUACUCCCACCGAGCCCCAACAGCAUCCAUAACAGAAGCACCCCAGCCGCAAGACCCUCCCUUAAUCACAGAAAGCGACAUAUCCCUCCUAGCCCAGCUAAGCCAGCAAGCGCACGUCGACGUGGACGUGACGCGCUACCAGAUGAACCUGGUCUGUUUUCUGCGCAUGCACCGCGCCGUGGCGGGCGGCGUCUCGCCCGCCGCGACCAAGCACCUCGAGAGGCUCUCGCGGAGCCUCGCGCCGCUGCACGGGCUCGACUACGUCACCCCGUCCCUGGUGGCGCUGGCGGCCAAGAAGGUCUACCUCCACCGGCUACAGCUGGUGCCCGUGUCGGCGCCCGAGCGGGAGCGGAGCGUGCAAUGGGGCAGCGACCCGGCCGCCGUCGCGGCGCUGCUCGAGGGCGUGGGGCCCGAGGACGUGAUUGAGGAGGUGCUUGGCAUGGUUGAGGUGCCCGGCUGACUGUGCAUGGAGGAUUCCGGUGGGGUUAUCAAGGAGGACCGUUUGGGAAGGGAAUCUCUAUAAGGAAGAAUCUUUUCGGACGCGAAUAGAUUAAGUAGCCUGUCGUCUCAUCAAGCAGGCAAGAAUAAUAAAGAAUAAGACAUAGAGCCAGGAUGGUAGUACGGUACAUACAAUGUCCCUGAUUCCGGUUUCUAAGGUAUUAGUGCCUGUCCUACGUAAUAUCAUAUAGUGCUCUGCUUUCCUCUCCUCCCAUUUUUCGUUCAUGACGGGACUGGGAACAGUCCCUGUUACCGCAUAAAG